Molecule: messenger RNA, 687 nt
Organism: Capronia coronata CBS 617.96
Lineage: Eukaryota; Fungi; Ascomycota; Eurotiomycetes; Chaetothyriales; Herpotrichiellaceae
Exons: 1
Coding region: 1-687 (228 amino acids)
Source: RefSeq, a predicted model, not a curated record
AUGGCCCUCCGAUCGGGACAGACGACUAGCCUGGCCCCCGAGUCCUCUGUGAUGGCAGUGCACAAAGCCAAAAGACCCCGACCGCCCAGCCGACACUCCAGCGAUCGGCUCUCCAUCGAAGAGCUGUCCCCAGACGACAUGGGCUAUGAUGGCGACGUCGAAGUUCUUCACCCGGACCAGUACGAGGAACCGGAGUCCGAGUUUGAGAGGGACAGCGGCAACGGCAACGCGUUGCUGAAGGUGAAGGUGAAGGUGUGGCCCGACACGGACGACGAACUGGCCGGCCGACUGCGCAGACUGUCAUGUGAGCCUCAUGGGCCGCGAAGCCCUGGUCGAGACGACAGCGAUCGGGGACGCAAACGCAGGUCGAAGGAAAUGGACGUCGACUCGGACCAUCACAGUCCUCUGGGCAAGCGCACAGUGAUCGAAGUGUCGGAGCUGGUGGACGCGAAGACCAACCAGCCUCCCCUCAAGCGAAGGAGGAAGAGAAUUAUCAUCAACAAGGCCAGCAUCGGUCACCGGCUGAUGAAGAGGCAGGUGCAGGUGCUGGGAGCCUGGUCGGACAGCUCGGACAAGACGGACGACCUGGACGGCGGGAUUUUGUCUUCGAACCCGGGCACUCCUGAGGCGGUGCCGACGCUGGCCCCUGAACAAGGGGAAGGGUUUGAUGCGAUGGACAUGGGUUAG